AUGCACAGCAAUCUCGUGGUACUCACCAGGCUCUCCGUGUGGGACCAUCCUCAGGAACAGCGAGUGCUCCUCAGUGAAAGCGGCUCCAAGCUGCAGCCUUCACUAUUCCUCAGCCUGCACCUUCUGAUAGAGGCGAGCCUGGCGGGUCAUGAAAGACCUAAAUGUACUCGCCGCAGCGACAAAGACUCCUCUCACGUCCUGAAGAGAGGUCGAGACAUUUCUUUGUUAAAUUUCAUCCAGCACCUGCUCUCGUCACUGGGCCUCGAGGGUAACUUUUUAAACAGAUGUUCACUCAGAAGACUUUAUAUCUGCUCAGAUCCUCCGGAGAUCAGCGUCUACCCGAAACACGACGUGGUGCCUGGAGAAGAAAAUAACUUCAUCUGCUUCAUGAGGAAUUUCUAUCCUCCACACAUCAGCGUGAACUGGACGAGGAACGGUGUGUCCGUGACAGGGGGAGUGUACAUCAGCCAGUUUUUACUAAACAGAGACGGAACCUUCAACUUGUUCUCCACACUGACGAGUUCUCCGGAGACUGAAGCAGAUGUUUACAGCUGCACGGUGGAGCAUGAAGCUCUGGACUCGCCUCAGACUAGAACAUGGGAUGAACCAGUGAUAACUCCGAGUGUGACUCCGACGGUGGUGUUUGCGGUGGGAAUUGCAGUGGGAAUACUGGGAUUAUCCACGGGAAUGUUCUUUGUCAUUAAAGCAUGGUGUUUAUAUUAUGAAUGUAAUUCUCUGCUGUAGGAAUAUAUUUGUAAA
This is a messenger RNA of Ictalurus punctatus (channel catfish), 759 nucleotides long. Its product is annotated as H-2 class II histocompatibility antigen, A-Q alpha chain. The record is from RefSeq and is a predicted model, not a curated record. The transcript is spliced from 4 exons. The coding region runs from base 1 to 744 and encodes 247 amino acids. Gene Ontology annotation, cellular component: MHC class II protein complex. Gene Ontology annotation, biological process: positive regulation of T cell activation; peptide antigen assembly with MHC class II protein complex; immunoglobulin production involved in immunoglobulin-mediated immune response. NCBI's taxonomy places the organism in Eukaryota, Metazoa, Chordata, Actinopteri, Siluriformes, Ictaluridae. Gene Ontology annotation, molecular function: MHC class II protein complex binding.